AUGGGCCGCCUCGAGAUCCGUGUCUGCGGUGCCCGCAAUGUGGCGAACGUGCAGAGGGUGGGUAAACCCGACCCGUACGUAAAGGUCAAGUUGGGCAACAGUAAGAAGUCGCAGAUUAAAUACAAGACCCACGUAGCCGAGAACUGCCUUAACCCCGUCUGGAAUGAGCUCUUCAAGUUUCAGGUCGCCGACUACGACUCGAUGCAGGUAGUGUUCGAGCUGUGGAACGACAACGUCAUCGUCGACGACCUCCUCGGAAGCUACAGCCUCUCCCUCAACGGCCUAACCCGCGGCGUCGUCAUCGAUACCUGGGUGCUUCUCGAGGGAACGAAGGGCUCAUCCUCGGAGCUGCACUUGCGCGUCCUCGCAGUGGACUUUGGCCGCGACCCGGGACCUGGCGACCGGCUCACCUUAUCGCUCGAGGGGGAUACCAUGAUGCCAUCUACGGGCCAGACAUACCGUCCGCCGAAGAACUACGUGCCGCCAACCCAGGGGAUUGUACUGCAGUCGUACCCCCCUGCUCCGCUAGGGCCUCCGCCGCCGGUGGUCUACAGUCCCUCGGCUGCGCCGAGGCCGCAAGUACAGUACGGCUACGUGACUCCACCACAACCGCAGAGGUACGCAUGCGGUGCUCCUCCCCCACCGCCACAGCAGCCGCCGUCGCAGGGGUACGGCUACGGCGCUGUUCAGGCGCCACAAAACUACAGCUAUGGCGCGCCCCCUCCCCCGCAGCCCAUGUAUGGCGCCCCGCAGCUGCCGCAGUGUCUCCCGUACGCUGCCGGUCCUCCGCCACCCCAGAUGUACGGCCCUCCCCCUCCGCAGCGGCGGCCGGUGCAGAUGGCCUACGGUAUCCCGCCCGACAUGUAA
Leishmania major strain Friedlin is the source of this 867-nucleotide messenger RNA. RefSeq names its product putative c2 domain protein. The record is from RefSeq and is a predicted model, not a curated record. Bases 1 to 867 code for a protein of 288 amino acids. The transcript has a single exon. NCBI's taxonomy places the organism in Eukaryota, Euglenozoa, Kinetoplastea, Trypanosomatida, Trypanosomatidae.